Messenger RNA from Papaver somniferum (opium poppy), 1221 nucleotides. RefSeq names its product GDSL esterase/lipase 7-like. Gene Ontology annotation, molecular function: hydrolase activity, acting on ester bonds. The transcript has 4 exons. The record is from RefSeq and is a predicted model, not a curated record. NCBI's taxonomy places the organism in Eukaryota, Viridiplantae, Streptophyta, Magnoliopsida, Ranunculales, Papaveraceae. The coding region runs from base 22 to 1143 and encodes 373 amino acids.
AAUCUCUAAUAAAGAGUUGUCAUGAAGUACGCUUCUCUGUUCAUUGGUCUAUCUUUCUUUCUGAUUCAUCAGUUUUCUUCAACCAGCCAAGGUCUUGUUCUUGCAUCAUCAGUAGUGCAUGCAAAUAAACUUGCACCAGCAAUGUAUGUGUUUGGUGAUUCUGUGGUUGACAGUGGAAACAACAAUUAUCUUAAAACACUAGCAAAAGGAAAUUAUAAACCAUAUGGAGUCGAUUAUCCGAAUGGAGCUAGUGGCAGGUUCACCAACGGCUACACCAUCGUAGAUUAUCUAGCUGCGUGGCUUGGAUUACCGUUUGUACCCCCGUAUUUAGGUUUGUCAAAAGUAAAAAGGAGCAAAGUAACAACAGGUAUAAACUAUGCAUCUGGAGCAGCUGGUAUUCUUCCAGAAUCAGGAACCGCAACAGGAGACAACUUGAUCUUGGGAAACCAAGUGAAUUACUUCAAACAAACAGUCCAUUUUGACUUGCCUAAAUCCUUGAAAACACGGAAAAAGAUAACCAAAUAUUUGGCCAAGUCCAUAGUUGUUGUUGUAAUAGGAAGCAAUGACUACCUCAACAAUUACCUGCAACCAACAAGAUACAAUAGCAGCAAAAUCUAUACACCUCAACAAUAUGGUGCUCUCUUGGUAUCAACACUCGAACAACAUCUAAAAAAUAUGUAUCAUAUAGGUGCAAGGAAAUUUCUAGUGUUUGAAAUGGGUCCGAUUGGGUGUUUACCAUCAGUAGUUAAUAGUUUUAAUCCAGGACCAACUACUCCAUGUAUAGAAGGUAUUAAUGAUCUGGUUAAGAUUUUCAAUUUCGGAGUUACAAAUAUGAUUCAAGAUCUUACAUCCACCUUGAAAGGCUCCACUUUUAUUUAUGGAGAUGUCUUCGAAAACACCUAUCAACAAGCCAUUACUCCUCUCAAAUAUGGCUAUUCUGGAGGAAAUGCGCCAUGUUGUUCCAUUUCAAAUGCAAGUUCACUCUGUCUUCCGAAUCAGACACCAUGCAAGAACAAGAAUGCUUAUCACUAUUGGGACGGAUUUCAUCCAACUCAGAGAGUUAACUUUGAAAUUGCUAAUGGAUGUUUCAGAGGCUCAUCGACUUGUUUACCCAUUAACGUUUACCAACUAGCGUGCAUUUAAGUUAUUUUGGUGUGAAUAAGGAGCAGCUGUAUGUAAAUUGAUUCAUUGAUUUUAAUAAAACUUGUUUGUUGUUAUCUA